GGCUUUUGUAAAAACUUCAAUUGAGUGCGUGGAGCAGUAACAAUGGAGACGCGCCAUUCUGCGCUCCAAUUUAUUGCAUUUUAACUCCAUUCUCCACAAAUUUACAACAAUUUUUCAAAUAAAAAGUGAAAAAAAGUGAUAAAUCUCUAAAAUUAAGAUAAAAGUGGAACGAAUUCUUGCUAUCUUUAGCAAAUAUUGAACAAAGGCAUGUGAUUGUUUGGUUAUGUUUCUUUGUUUACAUCCCCAAAAAAGUGCUGCAAAAUUUUCUAAUUUUUUCCGAGGGAUUUCUUCUAAAAUUGUAAAUAAUGUUGAAAUCUUUUUACUCGAGACUUCUCACGAGAAAACAAUCUUCUAUUAUUGCUCAGAAAAAGUGUUCUGUUCCAAGUGUAAGUGAUUCUUUUCCUCGCUUUUCGGGGAAGGAAUUUUGCACCUCAGCUGUGGAGUCCGGAAGUCUUCUUAGCACGACAAUCUCAGUGCCAAAUAUUAAGAGAGUGAUUAAAAAUAGUGGUUUUGAGUGUGAGGAUGGCUUUAGCUGUGUUAGAACCCUGUGUCCAGUGUGUCCGGAGGAAGGAGAAAAGAGGAAAGGUAUUUAUAUUAACAAAAUCACGGGGAAUUUUACCUGUCCAGCUUGUCAGCAUCUUGGCACAUGGUCUUCCAUUGAGAAGUUUUUUCUAAAUGGUAAAAUGGUCAGGAAUGGGAGGGAAAUGACACGAUCCAGGGAGAAUUUUAUGACUUCCAAAAGCAAAAAGACUGAAAUAGCCCUUCCGGAAGGGCUGAGAUUGUUCAAUGAAGUGGAACCUGGGUGGUUCAGGAGGGUCCUGGAUGACAUAGGACUUCCCCAGGAUGUUGAAGCUGUUCUGGGAAGCCUUCAAACUCAAGUAUCUCAGGAUUUAUCUGAGAUUUACUUACCUCUGAGGGAUGUUACAGAAGGUAUUGUUGGAUAUAAGAUUUUUAGCGUUGAAGACCAGACAGAAAGCACGCUUCCGGGAUUAAAUUGCUCAGGGAUAUUGGUGCAUAAGCCCACUACAAUUUCAAGUAAAAAGGACCUUCAGAAUGCUGUGUUAGUGCUGAAUAUGCUGGACUUUUUCACGCUGGCCGUGUCAAAAAUAAAUUUUGUAGUAAUUUGCUUGCCUCAUGGAUUGAAAUCCCUGCCUCAGCAGUGUCUUCCUGGGCUUGAACGCUUCCAGAAAUUAGUGCUGUGGUUCAAUCAUGACUCUCCGGGAUGGGACACAGCCAGGCACUUUGCCAAGAAGCUGGAAGAGAAGAGAUGCCUCUUUGUGAGGCCAACGGAGGCUCAUCCGACGCCCUUCCGGGCUUUCAGGCAGGGAUUGGAUCUCAAAGUCAUCCUUCAAAAGGCAGAACCUGUCCUCCACAAAGCUAUCACGACGUUCAGUGCACUGCGCCAGGAUGUUCUGAGUGAUCUUCAGAAUAUUGACAAAGUCCAAGGAGUCAAGUGGAAGCGAUACCCAACGCUGACAAAGCUCCUCAAGGGCCACCGGAAGGGUGAAUUGACAGUGCUGACGGGUCCAACGGGUUCCGGAAAGACAACUUUCAUGUCAGAAUAUUCCCUGGAUCUCGCCCUUCAAGGAGUUACGACACUCUGGGGAUCCUUUGAGAUCCGGAACACUCGUCUAGCGUCCACCCUGCUGAGACAACUGGCUGGCCAGCGUCUGGAUGAGAAUCUCAGUGCCUUCGAUCAAUGGGCAGAUGCCUUCGAGAAGCUCCCAAUCUACUUCAUGACCUUCCACGGGCAGCAGACCAUCAAAGUCGUAAUGGAAGCCAUCGAGCACGCUCAAUACGUCCAUGAUAUCCAGCAUGUCAUCAUCGACAAUGUCCAAUUCAUGAUGGGAACCUCCGAGGACAGUCGCCAUGUGGAUAGAUUCUGGAAACAAGAUGCCAUCAUUGCUGCCUUCAGAACUUUCGCCACCCGAAAAAAUUCCCACGUCACUCUCGUCAUUCAUCCCCGGAAGGAGCGAGAUGCAGAGGAUCUCACCACUAGCAGUAUCUUCGGCAGUGCCAAAGCCAGUCAGGAAGCAGACAAUGUCCUCAUCAUCCAGGACAAGAGACUCACAUCGCUCAGAGGCAAAAAGUACCUCCAAGUGGCUAAAAAUCGAUACAGCGGAGAUCUUGGAGUGAUGCCGCUGGACUUCGAUAAGGAAGCCCUCAGUUAUGCCCAGAAGAAGAAGAAAGAGCAGAAAGACUCAACUGAAGCGGCUUCGUGAGUUUGCUGUGAGUCAGGUUAGUGAUCAAAAAUUUAUCAAUUAAAGUCACUAUUUUUUUAUACAAAA
Phlebotomus papatasi is the source of this 2288-nucleotide messenger RNA. It is a transcript of the gene mtDNA-helicase, whose product is annotated as mitochondrial DNA helicase. Bases 306 to 2222 code for a protein of 638 amino acids. NCBI's taxonomy places the organism in Eukaryota, Metazoa, Arthropoda, Insecta, Diptera, Psychodidae. Gene Ontology annotation, cellular component: mitochondrion. Gene Ontology annotation, molecular function: 5'-3' DNA helicase activity; ATP binding; single-stranded DNA binding. The record is from RefSeq and is a predicted model, not a curated record. Gene Ontology annotation, biological process: mitochondrial DNA replication. The transcript has 2 exons.